AUGGAAAGGUCCUUAGCCGGUCAUUUAAACAGACGGGGCAAAUUACCAAACAAAUCUCCUGCCUCGGCGGAUCCUUCUCCGGGAUUACCCAGAGCGCCCGUUCUCCCUCCGAUCUCCAGUAACAGAGAUAAAGCCUUUCUGGACAAGAUCGAAAGGUUUAUAAAGACAGAAAGUGAGAAGCUGCGAUCUGCGGGUCAGUGUGAUGUUGAAGAGCAGUAUAUUAUCCAUGCGCAAGUGUUUGAUAAGGUCAUAGAAUACUGCAAAGACUACAGACCCAUUCUCAGUGCGAUAAAGCGAGAGUAUGAUGAAUUUAUUGAUGCGCUCAAGCAGGGCCAAAUAGACGCCGCUCACCUUCAAGGAAAGCUCAAGUCUUUGGCAGCUGAGCCAACCACACUUAUGUAUUACAAGAAAAGAGCUGCUGAACUGACGCAGAGGAUUGAAAUAAUUGAAAAUGAUUCUCGCAAACUUGAACGUCAGAUCCAGAAGAUUCAAGAAGAGAGGAGAGUAAAAUCACCUGACAUGACUGACCGGAGCGAGUCAGGACUCCACGGUGUAGAGAGAGAACCAUACAAGCCUAUACCAGGCUUGACUAUAGAAGAUUCUUUUGAUAUGGAAGCUCUUACAAAAUACCAGCAACAGCUUGAAGAAAAGAUGCAAACCCUUGAAGAUGACAUAAAAACCAAAUAUGUUCCUGCGGAGAUAAAAAAAGAACUUGAUGAAAAACUUAUACUUGCCUUGCAAGAGAGAGAUAAAGCAGAGUUAAUAAACCAGACAUCGAUGGCCAGAUACAGGAAAAAAAGAAUUAUAGUAGACACCAUUACAUCUUGGGCAAAGUCUGAUAAAAGUGUUACUCUCUAUGAGGCUAUAUCCCAAGCAGUGGCAAAGGAAAAUGCAUAUAAAGAUGACACAAUGCCUGCAAAUGUAUUUGAUGACACUGAUCCCAGGAAGGGCAUGGAAGCCGAAGCUUUACUAGAAUAUGUCGAAAGGUUUAAUGAGUUAUUCGCAAGCGGUCGGUAUAAGGCAGCGGCAACCUUUGCUGCAAACAGUCCCAGAGGAAUUCUCCGAAACUUGGAAACCAUGGAGAGGUUUAAAGCUGUUGCUACCAGCGAGGAGCUGGUUUCUCCUUUAUUGUUGUUUUUUGAAGCACUUAUCGGCUCAAGUUGUAUGGCAAAGCACCCAGUCAAUGCGAUCCUCACACUGGAGGGAGUUAAAUGUGCCCUCUCCCAAAACAAGGUUGACCUGGUUGUUCACUGGGUGACUUACCAAAGGAUAACUUUCUCUGAGGCACUUGGUGAUGUUAUUUCAGAAUACGGGGAUGAAGAGCCAUACCACAAGUAUACUUGCCUGGCGUUGGCUCAGUUAAUCUACAGAAAAUGCAAUAAUUUGAGGAAAGCAGCACUCUGUAUGUGUUUACAGGGCCAAGUUCAAGGGGCACUGGAAUAUACCUAUGAAUCCAGACACUUUUCACUAGAUGACUAUCUGUUUCUGCUUAAAAACUGUCCCACGGCUGAGCUGAUCCAUGGUUUGACCAAAAAGUGGCGGGAGAAGCCGGCAGCUUUGUCUGUCGGACAGGCUGCCCUGUCCCUGAUCUACACGGAUCACAAAGAGCACGGCUUCCAGCUCUUACACGACAUACACAUGUGCUGUGAAAGUGCCUUGGAACAAGUCAUUCUCGAUGAUGUGGCUUGUACACUGGAAGGAUGGGUGGAAAUUGCCAGUGAAUGUUCAGACAAUGGCUACCGGGAGCUGUCUGACAAAAUCUUGUCUAUUGUAACAUCACAGGAUGGAGUAGUCGAAAUUUCCUCCAAGGAUGAAGAUGCAGAAAUAAUGGAACAUGUCUUCCUGUAAUACCGCAGCGUGCCAGCAGAGGGGGCGUGCGAGCCGAUAUCCCACAUUAAAACCUAAUGGAAUUUUUUGUAUUAGUAGUUUGAUAAAUAAAAUAUUCUCAUUGAUUUGCACAAACUA
Molecule: messenger RNA, 1965 nt
Organism: Spea bombifrons (plains spadefoot toad)
Lineage: Eukaryota; Metazoa; Chordata; Amphibia; Anura; Pelobatidae
Gene: CLHC1
Product: clathrin heavy chain linker domain containing 1
Exons: 12
Coding region: 1-1848 (615 amino acids)
Source: RefSeq, a predicted model, not a curated record